Molecule: messenger RNA, 1026 nt
Organism: Orycteropus afer afer
Lineage: Eukaryota; Metazoa; Chordata; Mammalia; Tubulidentata; Orycteropodidae
Gene: ACTL10
Product: actin like 10
Source: RefSeq, a predicted model, not a curated record
AUGCUGAAGAGCUCCAGCCUGGUGCCCAGCUGGGACCGACCCGUGCUGCCCGGCGCGCCGGGCUGCGAGCUGGCCGGCGGCGUGGCACGAGCGCACCCCAUCAAGCACGGCGUGGUGGUAGACUGGGAGGCGUUGGAGGGGCUGUGGGAGCGCCUGCUGGUGGGCGGCCUGCGGGUUUGCCCAGACCAGUGGCCCGUGCUGGUAAGCGACUCGCCGUCGGCGCCGCCCGGAGGCCGCGAGAGGGUGGCGGAAUUGCUGUUCGAGACGCUGGCAGUGCCCGCGUGCCACAUGGCCAGCACCGCGUUGUUGGCGCUCUGCUCCACCGGCGCCCUCAGCGGGCUGGCGGUGGAAGCCGGCGCGGGGGUGUGCCACGCCACGCCCAUCUACGCGGGCCACUCCUGGCAGGAGGCCACCUUCCGGCAGGAGGUGGCAGGCUCUUCUCUGUCGCGCUACCUCCGGGAGCUGCUGGUAGCAGCGUGCCCGGACCUCCAGCUGCACAGCCUGCCCCGCAAAGCCAUCACACAGCUCAAGAAGCGCUACUGCUAUGUGUCGCUGGACUUCGAGGGAGACCUCCGGAACCCUGCCCGCCACCAGCCAGCCAGCUUCUUCCUAGGCAGUGGGCGCUCCAUCCACCUCAGCAGUGAGCGCUUCCGCUGCCCCGAGCCCAUCUUCCAGCCGCGUCUGCUAAGCCUGACUGAGCCGGGACUGCCCGCACUGGCCUUUCGGGCACUGCAGAAGGUGCCCGCGACACUGCGAAAGCGGCUGGCCGACACCGUCGUGCUGGCCGGCGGCUCCACACUUUUCCCUGGCUUCACUGAGCGCCUGGACAUGGAGCUGGAGGCCCAGUGCCGGCGCCACGGCUACGGGGCGCUGAAGCCACGCCUGGUGGCUACGCCUGGGCGCGCCACAGCUGUGUGGACAGGUGGCUCCAUGGCGGCUUCGCUGAGCUCCUUCCAACGCCGCUGGAUGACCCGGGCCAUGUACCAGGAGUACGGCUCCAAGCUCGUGCACGAAGUGUUUAACUAA